AUGAACUUUGAAUCACUUCAGACAUUCUUGCGGCCCAAGAUCCAACGGCUAGCUCGAGAUGGAGUGAUAUCUUCGGAGGAUAAUGGAGAUCAGAUCGUGACACUACUAGCCAGGAGAGCCAACGGGAUGUCCUUGUGGGCUCAGCUUCUGGUAGAGUACCUCCUAUCACCCAACCUCUCUAUAAGACAACGCCGCGAAGCCCUCAAGGAUCUUAAUCGACUCCAGGGACUUGAUGCACUCUACCAGGAGAUACUACGAUCCAUCGAGCAAAGCACUUGGCAAGCGGCGCGGUUGAACAUCACUAGGGCUUUUCAAUUCAUCUCAUAUGCUCCCCGACCUCUGCAUAUCAAUGAGUUAGAGGUCGCGAUCACAACACCACUAUCAAGUGCCGUGGACAAAUACGGCACAUUCCCAAAUUUUGAGAAGGCCCUGUCACAAAUGUCCGGGGCACUCAUUGAGCUUGAUUUAGAGAGGAAAGCGAGAUUCGUUCACUUUUCGGUUCUUGAGUAUUUGACCGAUCGAUCUCGUCAAGACCAGUCUCAAGAAUCGGUGUCAAACCUCGUCAAGGAGCAGUCCCUAGCGCAACGAUCGUGUGCAUCCUGUUGUCUAGCAUAUCUGCUUUAUAGCAUACCAGCGGAGCCCUUAGGUGGCGGCCCACAAGUCGUUGCGGACCGUGACUUGCAGAAGAUUCGAUAUCCUUUCUUUGAAUAUUCUGCGCAGUAUUGGGAUUUCCAUUUCUCUGAAUUUCUUCUCGAACUGCCACCGGUGUUGUCACAGGAGUGCGAGUUUUCUAUCAAGCUCGCUUCUGACUUUGCUUCGGCCAAGAGAGCCCUCAUGGAAUGCCAAGACGUCCUCCUAGAGUUACCGUACGAGAUCUGGGAACCCAGCAUUGCAGUAUUCCACAACACGGCAUUAUGGGAAUCAACUCCUGGUUCUAAGAUUCUGGCUUGCUUAAGCGACAGCGAAAGUGGUAUUAUUGAUCCUUUUUGCCUCAAAUCACUCAUCAGUCCAGAUGGCAAACGUCUCGGAAUCAUAAGGCUCUCCAGAGUUCGUCGAGAUGUUAUAGACUGGAUGAUUACAUUUGAAGAAUGGUCCGUUAAUCCUUUUGAAAAGAACUUCGAAGCAGACAUCGCCCUUCCGAAUUUGUCUCUGGGUCCAUUUAUCGAGUCGAUGAAAUGUAUAGAUAAAGGCAAUGACCACAGGUUGCUCUUCGAGCUCCCUCUAGCAAUCGUGCCUGAUUUGAGCCGCAUCGUAGCUCCUGGGUUUGUUGCAACUAUUAAUAGACACUCAGAAUCCGUGUUAGCAAAGAAGAAGUCACCACAUAUCCAGCUACUCAAUUUCACCUUGACGCCAGAGCCCAAGGGCAACUUUCCGUUCGGAUUCCGAGUCCGUCAACUUAAAGAUACCUAUGCUCUGUUUAUAUCCGACUUGAGCGAGUUCAUCAUGACCAUUCAUCAGUCGAGGGAACUUGUCGAUAUCUCCGAAACGUGA
Fusarium proliferatum ET1 is the source of this 1491-nucleotide messenger RNA. RefSeq lists its product as uncharacterized. Lineage: Eukaryota; Fungi; Ascomycota; Sordariomycetes; Hypocreales; Nectriaceae. The transcript has 3 exons. The coding region runs from base 1 to 1491 and encodes 496 amino acids. The record is from RefSeq and is a predicted model, not a curated record.